AUGAAGAUGAACAGUGGGAUUCUCUUCUUGUCCCUCUUUGGCUUUCUCCCACACGUGGUACCAACAUGCCCUGUGCCAUGCAAGUGUGCCAUGAACAUUAUCGACUGCUCAUCGAAAGGCCUAACUGUUACGGAACUGCCAGCUGCCUUCCGCCCAUCCGUUGAAGUUAUCCAUCUCGGUUACAACAUGCUCACGUCUAUUCCCAAAGGGCUCUUUGAUAACCUGAACAGCCUCCAAGCAGUGCACCUGCAAGGAAACCCUUGGGAAUGCAACUGUGACAUCCUCUACCUGCGCUCCUGGCUCCAGUGGCAGCAGAACCGGACCCUGUACAGGGAUGUGAAAUGUGCCUACCCAGCUCACCUGCAGGACCGGAUCAUCGCCUAUCUGACAGAAGACGAGAUCAUCUCCACAUGCCAGUACUGGUACUGCAGCCUGGCUCUCCUCUCUCAGCUCAUUCUCUUCAUCCUCAUUUUAUUGCAGGCUGUCUUGGUCAUCUUCAUCAUCAUCUACCUGCAGAGAUUUCGGAGAAUGACUGCUGAAGGCCGUAGCACCACCCCAGGCCUACACCAGCAUGUAGAUACCCAGGCAUCUUCCAGAAACCCCUACGACAGCGAUUAACAUCAUAGGAGCUUUCAGUCCUCUGCUUCUG
This is a messenger RNA of Nothoprocta perdicaria, 649 nucleotides long. It is a transcript of the gene GP1BB, whose product is annotated as glycoprotein Ib platelet subunit beta. The transcript has a single exon. Lineage: Eukaryota; Metazoa; Chordata; Aves; Tinamiformes; Tinamidae. The record is from RefSeq and is a predicted model, not a curated record. Gene Ontology annotation, molecular function: protein binding. The coding region runs from base 1 to 618 and encodes 205 amino acids.